Molecule: messenger RNA, 2325 nt
Organism: Thamnophis sirtalis
Lineage: Eukaryota; Metazoa; Chordata; Lepidosauria; Squamata; Natricidae
Source: RefSeq, a predicted model, not a curated record
AUGACUUGUGCCGAUGUUUCUGCACAUUCUGAAUACCAGCUGGACACGAAAACUUUAGGAUUUGAAGAAAUAAGUCAUCACUUAUGUUCUCUUGUCUUACUUUGUAACAGAUCAGCUCCAAGCAAUCAUGACCGGAUACAACGAUUAAGACAAGAAUUUCAACAAGCCAAGCAAGAUGAGGAUGUGGAAGAUAGGAGGCGUACUUACAGCUUUGAACAACCAUGGCCAAAUUCAAAGACCUAUUCACAGAGUGGCAGACAUUCUGUAUCAGUAGAAGUUCAAAUGCAGAAACAACGGCAGGAGGAGAGUUUCCAGCAGGCCCAGAGGCAAUACAGUUCAUUACCCAGACAAAGCCGAAAAAAUGCCAGCUCUGUAUCUCAAGAUUCUUGGGAACAGAACUAUCUUCCUGGUGAAGGUUUCCAAAGUGCCAAAGACAACCCUCGGUACUCCAGUUACCAAGGCUCUAGGAACGGCUAUCUGGGGGGCCACGGCUUCAAUGCUCGAGUCUUGCUUGAGACACAGGAGCUCCUCCGUCAGGAACACCGGCGGAGAGAACAGCAGCUGAAAAAAAAGACUUCUUCUGAAGGGCCCAACAACUAUGAGUCCCAUAAGAAAGCUCAGGACCCUAAUUAUGCCACUCCCAAAGGUCCUUUCAGGCAUGAUGUACCACCUUCACCAUCUCAGGUUGCCAGGCUGAACCGGUUGCAAACACCAGAAAAGGGGAAACCUUUUUAUUCCUUAGUCGAAGAAAAAGGUCAACGACCCAUGCAAUAAAGGAAUUUUUUUUUCAUAUGGAGAGACUUAUAUUAUGGAACUCCAUGUUUCAAAUGGAGUGGGACUCUUUAUUUUGUUUUUCAGUGCCUUUAACAAGAUGGACAAUGAAUUGGAAGGCCUUAUAUAUACAUUUUUUUUGCCAUUAUGUUUCAAGUGUUAUAUUCACAAAAAGAUUAUCCAUUAUUUGACAAUCAUAUUUGAGGCAAGCAAUGAGUCUUGGCUAUCAAGUACCCUAGCCAAUCUUUAUGAUCAAUAACUGCUCACCAAGUUACACCAUUAGUGUUGUUCAAAGAGAUACUGUUCUGGCAUAUAGCAUUGAUUGUUUUCUAAUUUAAAAUUCCAUUGCCAUAUUUUCUUUGUUUAUUUCCCUUAGCUUGAGGAAAACAAGUACCUAUCAGUUAUAAGCAAUGAGCCAGAAAUCUAUUCUACUCUAGUCCUUGUUCUUUCCUUUCUGAUCAUUAUUUAAAUGUCUGUUCACUAAAAUACUGUUUUUCUGUGACUUCAUUGGUCAUUUCCGAACUGUGCACAAACUUUAUACUCAUUCUUCAUUCAUUUAUCUCAGAGACCUUGUUGCAUUUGUCUCAUACCUUAACAUUAUAUUCCUUAUAUUAUUAUGAGACAUUGUAUUUAUAAUUUACAUCAGCUAACGGUGAGGAGGGAAAGUGUGUUUCUCUGUGGAAUGGUGAAUUUCUCCAGACUGGUUUAACAAAUGGGGAUUUUUUAAUUAACUGUUCCCAUCAUGUACAAUUUCAGCCCCACCCCCACCCAAAUUAUAGAUAAAUGAUUGCUCAGAUAUUCCAUACUUCCUAAUAAUUUAAUUUCUCAUUAUUAUGUACCAUUAUUUUGUUAGAAGGAAGAAAUGCAGGAGAAAAUAAAAUGAAAAUCUAUUUUUUGAAUUAAAACUAGCUUUUGUAAACCUGUCUUUUUGACAGUUUGUAAAAACCUGUGGACAAUUUGUGCUAUGCUUCCAUGUUGCUAUAUUUUGCCUCUUUGAACAAUAUUUGGAAUCAACCAGUAAAAUAUAAAGUAAGACAGAAAUGUGAGAAAAUUGAUAUACAUCAUCAUGAAAAUACAUCGGUGUUAAAAACAAUUGAAAAAAUAAGAGCUGUGAGGAUAUAUUUUCAGUGCAUUUUGAGUAUACAGAAUUUUUCUUUGCAACAUCUAGUUUUGUGUUUGAGGAUCUGAACAUUCAUAUAUUGUUUUAUAAGUGCCUGAAGUAAAAAAGGCUUGAGAUUAAAAACUAGGCAUAUCAUACUAAAUGAACAAAAAACAUAAACUGUAUGAUUGUUAAUUUGCCUUUUUUAAAAAAAAGGAAGAAACCUGGCCCAUAUUACUUUUGCUAUAAAGAAUACUUUCCUUGUGCUAUUUCAAUAUAUGUGAAUGUUCAGUAUAUUCCAGCAGUGUCUUCUAUACCUGUUUGCUAAUUUUGUUUGUUAAUAUACUCAAGUGUUAAAGAUUUGUUACUAAUGUAAGCACAGUGACAUCUGACAAAAAUGGCUCUUUUUCACAUAGCACUAGGGGAAAUGGUGUAAAUACAGAAAUUUAGAAUAA